Molecule: messenger RNA, 1131 nt
Organism: Sesamum indicum (sesame)
Lineage: Eukaryota; Viridiplantae; Streptophyta; Magnoliopsida; Lamiales; Pedaliaceae
Source: RefSeq, a predicted model, not a curated record
AUGGAACAGAACCCCCCUGGUGAACAGUCAGUUCCUCAGGAGGUAACCCCCCUAACACACCAGCAAACACCCCUCAAUGGGGGACUCCCCUCGUCACAUCAAAAAUCUUUGGUCGUGCCCCCAAUCGGAGUGCUCCCCUCGGAGGCUCCACCCCAAGAACCGAUGAUCCAGCUGACACAGGAGGCCUUGAUAGCCUUGAUACGAGAUGCGUCUACACGAGCUGCGGCUCAAGCCGUGGCCCAAUUUGUGGCGCAACAACCAGUGAACCCGCCCCCUCCUUCCCCUCGUAGAAAGGCGCUCCCAGCUGGUCUUAAGGUGUCGAAUCUGUCGGAGUAUGAUGGAACGGGAGACCCACAAGAACACUUAGACAAAUUUUACGCCAAGAUUGAUUGGUACGAUCUAAGUGACGUCGCUUACUGCAAGGUCUUCCGCACUACGCUGUCAAAACGCGCAUUAGCCUGGUUCAACCAACUGCCUGCUGUAACUAUUUCUAGCCUCGAGCAAUUGGUUCAACGUUUCUUGCACCACUUCUCCAUGAACAAAAAGGUCCCAAAAACGGGGGCAUAUCUAUUUACUAUCCGUCAGAGGCAAGGCGAGACUCUGAGAGAUUUCAUGCAAAGGUUCGUAGAUGCAGUGCAUGAGGUUCCUCAUGUUAACCAAGAGUUGUUAGCUAGUAUUGUCCAACAGAAUCUACAACCGGGAAGAUUCAAAGAGUCUAUAGCAGGCAAGCCCCCUAGCGCUAUGGAAGAUUUACUCGUGCGCUCCCAAAAAUACAUCCGGAUUGAGGAGUCUAAUGCUUUGGAUCCUUCCCUUAGCGGCAAAAGGAAGGGUCGAGAAGAGGAAAAAGAGCCGAAAAAGAAAGAGGAACGCAAGCAUGUGCCUCCGGUGGGGUUUGCUCACUAUACCCCCUUGAAUGCUCCUAGGGGGGAGAUAUUAAUGGUGGCGGAACAGCAAGGACUAAUCAGUCAAUGGCCGACAAAGAUGAAAGAUAACCCUAAGAGACUCAAAUCCGACAAAUAUUGUCGUUUUCACCGAGACAGGGGACACACGACGGAGGAAUGCCAUCACCUGAAGAAUGAGAUAGAAAAAUUGAUCCAGCGGGGACACUUAAAGGAGAGAAAACUCGAGUAG